Paramecium pentaurelia is the source of this 2100-nucleotide messenger RNA. Lineage: Eukaryota; Ciliophora; Oligohymenophorea; Peniculida; Parameciidae. The record is from the annotation of a GenBank genome assembly.
AAUGAAAAAAUUAAGUCUUCUAAAUAUUGGAUAGCUUCUUAAUUAGAAUCAAAAAACAAGCAUUACACAUCAUUCCCAAGAAUAAUCCAAAAAAUUUAGCAGCUUUGAUCUUAUAACCAAGAGUCCAUAUAAAAACUCUAUAAAUAAAUAACAUCUAAGACAUCAUGCUAAAGAUUAUUUUCCUAUUACUACAAGACAACAUGAAUUCUAAAGUAUUAAAUCUCCUUCACAAACUACAAAAGCAUCAAAACAAUUCAGUAUUACAAAUGCUUGUAUAUAUUAAAUUUAUUAUAUUAGUAUCAUAAUUGUAUAAAGAUGAAGUCAAGUAACCUGGGUCAAGUAGAAGAACAUCUAAAAAGAAUUAUACAUAUUAGUUAAAAAAUAUCCUUGUCAAAGAUAAACUAUCUCCCUUUGACAUUGGUUAAAGUACUCUAUAUUAUUCAUUAUAGGAAUUGCUACUCAAGUAACAUAACCUAAUAUUCCUUAAUCACCUAAAACUAAUUUAAAGACUAGUCCAGAUGUUAGAUCAAUCUAUGGGGAUAAUAAUAAAUAAAAACUAUCGAGUAAAUAAAAAAGUCAAAAUACCACUGAAAGAAUGCUCUAAUUAGAAACAACUAGACAAAAGAUAAUUGCUCUUUAAUUAAAAAUACAAGGAAAUAUUCAAUAACGAUCAUAAAGGAACGUUAAUAAAAAUAAUUUAUUUGAUGAAAAAAAAUAAUAACUUUCAUAAUCAAUACAAUAACCAAUCUAACAAUAAUUAUAAAAACCACAAUUACCUCAAAGUGCUGUGACUGUUCUUAAACAUUAUUUUGAUUAAUUAUCAGAUUAUGAAAAGAAGGAGAUCAUUGAUUAUGAAACUAUCUACUAUCUUCCUCCUAAAAAUAUAAGAUUGCUGAACUAAGAUCCUAAUGAAGAUUAACAAUAUAAUAAUGGAUUUGAUAAUAGCAAGUAUUUUAUUUACUUAUUAUAACUUAGUGGUGAUUACAAAUUUGUUAAAUAAGAUUAAAUUGCUUAUAGAUAUGAAAUGUUAGAAAAAUUAGGCCAUGGAAGUUUUGGAUAUGUUUUUAAGGUUCAUGAUCAUAAGCAUAAAUAAAAUACAGCUUUAAAAAUAAUUAAAAACAAAGAAAAGUUUUACAAUUAAGCUUUAAUUGAAAUUGAAAUAUUAAAAGUAAUAAAUAAAGCAGAUCCUACAUGUUGUUUAAUUAAAAUGCUGAAUUAUUUUGAAUUUAGAGGACAUAUUGUAAAUAUUUAUAAUUUAAUUAGAAAAGUGUCUAGUCUUUGAAUUGUUAAGUUGUAAUUUAUAUGAAUUCAUAGCUAUCAAUGAGUUUUCAGGUUUUGAUCUUGAUUUAAUAAGAAGAUUUGCAAUUUAAAUAUUAUAGGCAUUAUUAUAUAUGAAAGAAUAGAAUAUAAUACAUUGCGAUUUAAAACCAGAAAAUGUACUAUUAAAAGAUUUUAAUCGAUCUGGAAUAAAAGUUAUUGAUUUUGGAUCUAGUUGUUUUGCAAAUUAAAAAUUAUAUACAUAUAUUCAAAGUAGAUUUUAUAGGGCACCUGAAAUUGUACUUGGACUUCCAUAUUCAACUUAAAUAGAUAUGUGGAGUUUUGGGUGCAUUGUAGCAGAACUAUUUACAGGAUAAUCAUUAUUUUAAUCUAAAUCAGAAAAAGAGUUACUUUAUUUAUAAAUUAAAGUAAUAGGAAAACCUGAUAAAAAUUUAUUAGAUCAUUCUACAAGGAAAUCUAAAUUUUUUGAUGAGUAACUUUAAUUAAACUAUGUCAUAAAUGAAUUAGAUUUAAUUUAAUAAAUUAAGCCUUUAUCAUAAUUACUUGAUAAAUCAUCAGAAUAGUUUUAAGAUGUAUCAAAAUUUUAUAAAUUUAGUUUGUAAAAAAAUGUCUAAUGUGGGAUCCAAAACAAAGGAUGACACCAGAAGAAGCAUUAACACAUCCAUGGAUCAUUGAUGGAUUACCUUCAUCAAUUAAGUAUGAAAUAUAUUAAUAUUUAGAAAAUAACAUUUAUAAUAAAUGAAACAUUACAGAUAACUUCAAACUGAAGGAAAUUUAGACUAUUUAAAAUAAUCAUAAGGAUAGGGAGAGUAAUUAGAAUGA